Messenger RNA from Daphnia pulicaria, 1065 nucleotides. Its product is annotated as 28S ribosomal protein S35, mitochondrial-like. Gene Ontology annotation, molecular function: structural constituent of ribosome. Lineage: Eukaryota; Metazoa; Arthropoda; Branchiopoda; Diplostraca; Daphniidae. Gene Ontology annotation, biological process: mitochondrial translation. Gene Ontology annotation, cellular component: mitochondrial small ribosomal subunit. The coding region runs from base 1 to 627 and encodes 208 amino acids. The record is from RefSeq and is a predicted model, not a curated record. The transcript has 5 exons.
AUGAAGAAGAAAAAAAUCUCAAAGAGCGGAGGCUGUUUAAAAAAAACGGCGAGCUAUACACUAUUACAUUUGGCGAUCCCCAACUUUCUUCACUUGACACCACCCGCUAUUGAGAGACAAUGCAAAGAAUUGAAAAAGUUCUGCAAAGAGUGGACGAAAGAGUUGGAUACCAAUGAAAAGAUUGAAAAUCAUUUACCCAUCACAAUCACAACUAGCGAUUACCUCCAUUCUUCCCCCUCAUUAUUAAGGGAUGCCCGAUCCAGAAUAGUAACACUCCAGGUGAAAUUGAGAUCUUUGAAAUUGGACAAUCACGCCAAGGAUAAACUGCUUCGACUAGUGAAAGAGCGUUACAACCCAGAAACUGACGUGCUGACGAUCGUCUCUGAGCGGUGUCCUUUGAUAAAGCCGAACGUCGAUUACCCCAUGUAUCUGCAGAAUGUUCUCGUCAGCGAGUCUUGGCCGUGGGAGGAUGAGAAAUGCGGAGGAGACAUGGAAAAAUAUUUGUGGGAAGGGAGCCAGUCGCAACUCGCAACGAACAGUGGAUCAGCUGCUCUAACGAAUGCCGGACAAAGAGAAAGCCCAAGACAUGCCGCAGGUAAUCGAACAGUACGCAGCCUAUGCUGGUGAAACAUCUUUCUACAUCAAAUUCAAUUGGCCGUUCCUUGGUGCUGGUGUCGUGUUACCGAAGUUGCAUUAUUAUUUUAUGAAAUUGGCAUUGUGUCAAUGUAGUAUACCGUUAAUAUGUUAAGAAGGAACAAAAAAGAAAUAUGGGGAUGUUUAUGUCAAACAAAUAAUAAACAUGUUUUCGGGAUUGGGAAAGGAAAGAGGAGGAUGUGGAAGGGGGAUAUUUCAAGUUUGGUUAAAAAACAGUUAAUUAAUAUAACCCUGCAAACAUAUCCCUACCAAUUAAUCUCCAAACCCCACAAACUUAUACCUUCUAAUUCUUCUGACCCCACAAACAUUACACCUACCAACCCUCAAAUGUAUACCCUAAACCACAUAAACCAAUGUCUAACCCUAUGUCUGUAAUAAAUAAACAAAUUUUAUACAUCAAACUAGUUUUUA